Messenger RNA from Leptopilina boulardi, 4012 nucleotides. It is a transcript of the gene Ranbp16, whose product is annotated as exportin-7. The coding region runs from base 327 to 3647 and encodes 1106 amino acids. Gene Ontology annotation, biological process: protein export from nucleus. Gene Ontology annotation, cellular component: nuclear pore; cytoplasm. Lineage: Eukaryota; Metazoa; Arthropoda; Insecta; Hymenoptera; Figitidae. The record is from RefSeq and is a predicted model, not a curated record. Gene Ontology annotation, molecular function: small GTPase binding; nuclear export signal receptor activity. The transcript has 15 exons.
UUUUGAAUUAAAAUAUUUACUUUAUAAUUAUUUUAAUAAAUAUUGUAUUUUAAUUGAUGUGAAAAAAAAUUGUUUAAAAUAUUGAAUUGAAGUUAACUUUUAAUCUUUUGAUAAGAUCCCAUUGUACAAGACAUAUAGAAGCCGAUAAUAGACAACUGCCGGAUCGCGAAGGAAUUCGUAAAUCUCAAGGCUAUAAUACGGCUAUGAUGUUUAUUUGGAUAUUGUAAAAUUUUACUGACAAUGAAAAUUAUUCCUCGUGUUGAUCGAUAUUGCAUCAAAAAAGAUUAAUUCGUUCCAAUAUAAAAGAAAAAUAAAAAAAAAUAAAAAUGGAUCAUAUACAGGAAGUACGACAAUUAGAAUUACUUUGUAAGCAGCUUUAUGAGUCUCAAGACUCGGCGCAUCGUGCCGAAGCUGAAAAAGCUCUUGUUGGUUUCCAAAAUGCUCCCGAUACACUUACAAAAUGUCAGUUACUAUUGGAUCGUGGAGAUUCGGCUUAUGCCCAAUUAUUGGCAGCCACCACCUUGACAAAAUUGGUUUCAAGGUCCGCAUUAGGACUAAGUCUACAACAAAGACUUGAUAUAAGAAACUACGUUUUAAACUAUCUAGCAACUCAGCCAAAGUUGCCAAAUUUUGUAAUACAAGCGUUGGUCACACUUUUUGCACGAAUAUCAAAAUUAGGAUGGUUUGAUUCAGAUAAAGAUGAUUAUAUAUUCAGAAAUGUUGUCAAUGAUGUGACAAAAUUUCUUCAGGGUUCGGUUGAGCACUGUAUGAUUGGAGUACAAUUAUUGUCUCAAUUAACAUGUGAAAUGAAUCAAAUAUCAGAAGCUGAUGCAAAUAGGUCAUUGACGAAGCACAGAAAAAUUGCAAGCAGUUUUAGAGAUACACAACUUUUUGAAAUAUUUAGAUUGUCUUGCUCAUUAUUGGGCACUGCACGUGAAAAUUGUAAAAGUUUAAAUUUUAAUGAUGAAGCUCAGCAUGGAUUAAUGACUCAAUUAUUGAGACUUGCGCAAAAUUGUUUAACAUUUGAUUUUAUUGGUACAUCAACGGAUGAAAGUUCAGAUGAUUUAUGCACUGUACAAAUACCAUCAAGUUGGCGGCCGGCAUUUUUGGAUUUUACAACAUUAAAAUUAUUUUUCGAUUUAUAUCACAGUUUACCGAAUACAUUGUCAUCGUUGGCGCUUUCAUGUUUAGUUCAAAUUGCAUCAGCGAGACGUAGUUUAUUUUCAAAUAGUGAGAGGGCAAAAUUUUUAACACAUUUAGUUAAUGGAGUUAAACAUAUUUUAAGAAAUCCCCAAGGUCUCAGCGAUCCAGGAAAUUAUCAUGAAUUUUGUCGUUUAUUGGCACGAUUAAAGAGUAAUUAUCAACUUGGCGAAUUGGUAUUAGUUGAAAAUUAUCCCGAGGCAAUUGAAUUGAUUGCAAAAUUUACUGUUCAAAGUUUACAAAUGUGGCAAUUUGCACCAAAUAGCGUUCAUUAUUUAUUGAGUCUUUGGCAAAGAAUGGUUGCAUCAGUUCCAUAUGUAAAAUCAUCGGAACCACAUUUAUUGGAAACAUAUACGCCGGAAGUAUCAAAUGCAUAUAUAACAUCAAGAUUAAAAUCUGUCGCUGUUGUUGUUAGAGAGGGUUUAGAGGAUCCUUUAGAUGAUUUAGGAAUGGUACAACAACAAUUGGAACAAUUGUCAGUUAUUGGAAGAUGUGAAUAUCAAAAAACAUGUACAUUAUUGGUUCAAUUAUUUGAUCAGACUGCUAGAACUUAUCAGGAAUUAAUGACACAAUCUGUAACACCAACGCAACAAAUUGAUAUUACUAUUCAAGAGGGUCAAUUAACAUGGCUCGUUUAUAUUAUUGGCAGUGCCAUUGGAGGACGGGUUUCCUUUAAUAGUAAUGAAGAGCAUGAUGCGAUGGAUGGUGAAUUAGUUUGUCGUGUUCUUCAAUUAAUGAAUCUUACCGAUUCAAGAUUAGCUCAAGGCGGUUGUGAGAAACUCGAAUUAGCUAUGCUUAGUUUCUUCGAACAAUUCCGUAAAAUAUAUGUGAGUGAUCAAAUAUUAAAGAAUUCAAAAGUGUAUAGAAGAUUAUCAGAUGUCUUGGGACUCAGCGACGAGGCCAUGGUUCUCAGUGUACUUAUUAGGAAAAUAAUAACUAAUUUGAAAUACUGGGGAAGAAGUGAACAAAUUAUUUCAAAAACUCUACAACUUUUGAAUGAUUUAUCAGUAGGAUAUAGUUGUGUCCGAAAACUUGUCAAACUUGAGGAAGUGCAGUUUAUGUUGAAUAAUCAUACGAGUGAACAUUUUCCAUUCUUAGGAAAUAAUGUAGCAGUUACUGAAAUGCGUUGUAGAUCAAUGUUUUAUGCAUCAUUGGGUAGAUUAUUAAUGGUUGAAUUGGGCGAAGAUGAAGAAAGAUUCCAUACGUUUAUGCUGCCACUGACAGCUGCCUUGGAAAGUUUAGGACAGUUAAUGGGUGCAGCCAAUACUCCAGUAUUUGAUGCUGAAGAAGCAAAAAAAGCACUUAUUGGUAUUGCAAGAGAUCUUAAAGGACUUGCCUAUGCCUUUAAUACUAAAUCAUCCUAUAUGAUGCUUUUCGAUUGGAUUUAUCCGAAUUACACACCAAUUUUAUUGCACGCAGUUGAACUUUGGCAUCAUGAACCUCAAGUGACAACUCCCGUCCUAAAAUUAUUUGCUGAAUUAGUACAAAAUCGAAGUCAACGAUUACAAUUUGAUGCCUCGUCGCCAAAUGGAAUUUUACUUUUUCGCGAAGCUAGUAAAGUGAUAUGUAGUUAUGGAAAUCAUAUACUAAAUGUCGAAGUACCGAAGGACCAAAUAUAUCCUCUCAAGCUCAAGGGAAUUAGUAUAUGCUUCAAUAUGUUGAAAUUAGCAUUGUGUGGAAGUUAUGUGAAUUUUGGUGUAUUUAGGUUAUAUGGAGAUGAAACUUUGGAUAAUGCUCUCAAUACAUUUGUGAAAUUACUUCUUAGUAUACCACAGAGUGACCUCUUGGAUUAUCCAAAAUUAUCAACAACUUAUUACGUAUUACUGGAGUGUUUAGCGCAGGAUCAUAUGGCUUUUUUGUCAACUUUAGAGCCUAGGGUCUUUUUGUACAUUCUUUCAAGUAUCAGCGAAGGCCUCACAGCACUAGACACUAUGGUUUGUACUGGUUGUUGCUCUACUUUAGAUCAUAUAGUUACAUAUUUGUUCAAACAGCUUUAUCAGAAAGCGGGAGUUUAUCCGGGUAAAAAAAAUUCUGUAGUUCAAGGAAGUGGAGAACUCUUUUUACAAGUACUGAAACAACAUCCUGAGAUUCUUCAACAAAUACUGAGUACUGUUCUCAAUGUGAUAAUGUUUGAAGAUUGUAGAAAUCAAUGGAGUAUGUCAAGGCCUCUAUUAGGUUUAAUACUUUUAAAUGAAGAGUAUUUCAAUCAAUUGAGAGAGAAUAUUAUAAGAAGUCAGCCAGUUGAUAAACAGGCAGCAAUGGCUCAAUGGUUUGAAAAUUUAAUGGAUGGAAUCGAGAGAAAUCUACUCACAAAAAAUAGAGACAGGUUUACACAAAAUUUAUCAAUGUUCCGAAGGGAAAUAAAUGACUCCUUAAAGGGGCCAAAUAUGACUGCUGUCAAUUCAGGAAUGGUAGCAGCGCCAGUCAGCAUGGAUAAUUGGGGAUAAAAAAAGGACUAGGCAUUUGCGUUUUUUUUUCAAAAAAAAAAAAAAAAGCGGGGAGUGUUGAUUAGAGGGAUGGGUCUAUUUUAACAAAGAAAACAUAUAUGAUUUUAAAUUAAAAAUUUUUUUUUUGAGAGAGCAGUCAUUUUUUAAAUACCAAAUUCAGGAAAAAAAUUUAAAAAAAUAAAAAAAAAAUUUAUAUACACAUCAGUGAUAAGAUAAAAUACAAUAAUAAUAUAAAUUAAUAAAUUGAAAUAAAAUGGAUGUGUAAAUUUUUUGAAAAUAUAAUGAAAAAAAAAAAAAAAAAAAAAUGCAUUCAAUAAUAAGAGUAUAAAUUUAUAAUGCAUGUAGGAUGUAGUUUUUUGUAAUAA